GCGAGCCAGCGUGGCGGUCGGCUAAAAGUGGUUGGAUAGCUCCGCGGUCUCGAGCCAUGGCUGAUGGCGGUAGGAUGCCGCAGGCCCGGGCACUCCUGCAACAGUGCCUGCAUGCCCGACUGCAAGUACGCCCAGCGGAGGGGGACGCUGCGGCCCAAUGGGUGGAGGUUCAGAGAGGAUUAGUGAUCUACGUGUGCUUUUUCAAGGGAGCGGAUAAAGAACUUCUUCCCAAAAUGGUUAAUACACUUUUAAAUAUGAAAUUAAGUGAGACAGAAAAUGGCAAGCACGUCUCUAUAUUGGAUCUACCUGGCGACAUUCUUAUCAUCCCUCAAGCCACCCUUGGGGGGAAAGUAAAAGGAAGAAACAUGCAGUAUCACUGUAACUCUGGAAAAGAAGAAGGGUUAGAACUUUAUUCCCAAUUUGUGACUCUGUGUGAAAAAGAAUUGGCUGCUAACAGCAAGUGUGCUGAAGCUGGGGUUGUGGUGGAACAUGGCACUUACGGGAACAGGCAGGUGUUGAAGCUGGAUACCAAUGGACCAUACACACACCUAAUUGAGUUUUGAAAAAUUAAAGUUGGUUUUUAUAAUUGUUUUCUAGUAUAAAGCGAUCUGAACUGAAAUUAGAUUUUCUUCGUCUUCAUCCUGAACACACUAACGUCUCCAGAUUCUGCCGCAUUUUCUGCCAAGAAAAAGCUUGGGUCCCACAUACAAACAACUCUGCAACCUCCUAAUUGGAUGACUUGCCGAGUCACCUAAACUCUGGAUCUUAGUUACCUAUCAUCCUGCUUUCCCCCCACCCUUCCACUUGAAAAUUUGAAAAGUGCUUUUGAUUGAUUUCAUAGUCUUUGUGAAAAUGUUCUUAGAGAACUGUAUUUAAGAUGUUUACAUACAUUUGAAAUAUUUUGCAGUGAAGAGUUUUGUGCAAUUAAGAAAAAGACAUUUCUUACACCCUCAAGUUUUAUGCAGUAUGUAAUGAAAAUAACUGCUUGUAUUAAAAAUCCAGCACAAACUGACCACAACUUUGUCAAUUUUGUUUAACUGUUUGUUUUCCACAUUUUGAGUGAAUGAAUAUAUGGUUUACUAUUCCUUUUAAUAAUAUCUGUGAAAUUUUAAUAUAAAAAUGUUAUCGUGUGUUCCGGUUUACUAAUGCUGCCGUUAUGCAAAAUACCAUAAAUGGAUUGGCUUUUAUAAAGGGAGUUUAUUUGGUUACAGAUUUACAGUCUGAAGGCCAUGAAUGUGUCCAAAUUAAGGCAACAACAUGAGUUGGCCUUAAGGAAGGUCAGUGGCAUCCAGAAAACCUCUGUUAGCUGGGAAGGCACAUGGCUAGCUUUUGCUGAUCCUGGGUGUUCCAGCUCCUCUGUCAACUCCUGUGCAUUCUUUAAAAUGUUGCUCUUGGGGUGUU
Choloepus didactylus (southern two-toed sloth) is the source of this 1401-nucleotide messenger RNA. It is a transcript of the gene DTD2, whose product is annotated as D-aminoacyl-tRNA deacylase 2. NCBI's taxonomy places the organism in Eukaryota, Metazoa, Chordata, Mammalia, Pilosa, Megalonychidae. The transcript has 3 exons. Gene Ontology annotation, molecular function: D-tyrosyl-tRNA(Tyr) deacylase activity. Gene Ontology annotation, biological process: tRNA metabolic process. The coding region runs from base 57 to 563 and encodes 168 amino acids. The record is from RefSeq and is a predicted model, not a curated record. Gene Ontology annotation, cellular component: cytoplasm.